This is a messenger RNA of Striga asiatica, 738 nucleotides long. Lineage: Eukaryota; Viridiplantae; Streptophyta; Magnoliopsida; Lamiales; Orobanchaceae. The record is from the annotation of a GenBank genome assembly.
AUGCUGAAAACGAGGGCCAGAGAUAAACAAAGGAAGAGAUGGAGAGAAGCUCAACAGCAUAGCCAAGAAUUUAUGGUUUGGCUUAAAGAGAAAGUUGGGCUUGAUGAGCACGCUCCUACUCACAUUCGAUGGUUGUCCUUGGGCCCUUGUGAUGUAGCGCGAAAAUACGUUGGUUACUGCGUCAAUGGCUAUAAAUUUUAUACUAAAGAACGAGAUGCAAAAUGUAAAACUCAAAAUAGCGGGGUAUCUUUGAUUGCUCUAACUUCCAGUUUUGCCAGCACUAAAGAUCGUAAUCCAAUAGUCGAUGAAGUUUCUUAUUAUGGAGCAAUACAAGAGAUCAUUGAAGUUGACUAUUGGAGUUGUUUUAGUGUCGUCUUAUUCAGAUGUGACUGGUUCUGUGUCGAAACGGAUGACUAUGGUCUCACUCGUGUUAAUUUCGAGAAGCGUUGCUAUGUUGAAGAUCCAUUUGUGUUGGCAUCACAGGUCCAUCAAGUAUUUUACGUAGAAGAUCCCAUUGAAAAAGGUUGGCAUUAUGCAAUUAAAACUUUGCCAAAAGACUUCUUUGAUUUUGUGCAAACAGAGGAAACAUACUUUGUAGAGCCAUACGAGUCACCUAAGGAUAGGAUGGAGACAACAACUAAUGAUAAUGAUGAUCUCAGCUGGUGUAGAGAAGAUAUACCUCAUACUGUUGUUGAAUUGGAUUUGGAUGAUACAAUCUCGGAACAAACAGAUAUUUAA